Messenger RNA from Eimeria maxima, 1773 nucleotides. Its product is annotated as tryptophanyl-tRNA synthetase, putative. The transcript is spliced from 4 exons. Gene Ontology annotation, biological process: tryptophanyl-tRNA aminoacylation. Gene Ontology annotation, cellular component: mitochondrion. Lineage: Eukaryota; Apicomplexa; Conoidasida; Eucoccidiorida; Eimeriidae. Gene Ontology annotation, molecular function: tryptophan-tRNA ligase activity; ATP binding. The record is from RefSeq and is a predicted model, not a curated record. Bases 1 to 1773 code for a protein of 590 amino acids.
AUGGAGCGGCAGUCGGCUCUGCAGCAGAUGCAGCAGCAGCAGCAACAGCAGCAGCGGCGGCGGCGGCUGUGCCUCGCUGCUGUGCUGCUGCUCCUCCUGCUGCUGUUCCCAAUACACCCACAGCAGCAGCAGCAGCAGCAACUGCUGCUGCUGUCUUGCACUGCACACACUGUGAUCCGUACACAACAACCAUCCCGCCUCCUUUUUGUCCCCUUUCCUUUGCUGCAGAGGCAGCAGCAGCAGCAGCCACACUGGCAGCAGCUGCAGCAGCAACAGCAGCAACAGCAGAACUGGCCGGUUGUGGCGGCAACGCAGCAACAUCCACAAAACUCUCCUUACCUAGGACGACGUCCACCAGCAGCCGCUGCAGCAGCUGCAGCUGCAGCAGCAGCAGCAGCAGCAGCAGCAGCAGAAGUAUCCCCAGCAGGAGGAGCAGCGGCUGCAGAAUUAGGUGCAACAGGAGAAGCAGCAGCAGCAGCAGCAGCUGCUGCUGCUGCUGCUGCUGCUGAUGGUGGUGUUGGCGGUUCCUUAUAUCUGUCAAGUUUGCCUGCAGGAUAUCUUAAAGGAAAAAGAGUUCUUGCUGGCCUGCAGCCUUCAGGCUCGCUGCAUGUGGGGCAUCUGCUGUCGACGCUGCUGCCGCUGCAGCAGCAGCAGCAGCAAGGGGCAUUGACACGGCUGCUGCUGUGUGACACGCAUGCACUGUACACCCGCGAGGAUCGGCUCCGCAGCAGCAGCAGCAGCAACAGCAGCAACAGCAGCAGCAGCAGCAGCAGCCGCUAUGAUAUAAGCAGCAGCUCUAUUGAGGCACUAGCGAUGGCUAUGGCUUGUGGCAUCCGCCCUAUGAGUCUUGUAAGGAAGGAAUACAAGCAGCAGCAGCAGCAGCAGCAGCAACAGCAGCAGCAGCAACAUAAGCAGCAGCAGCAGCAGCAGCAGCAGCAAGGAGGCACCCUGGUGCUGCUGCAGAGCUUAUGCCCAGAGCAUGCACAGCUGGCAGCUUGGCUACAAAGUAUUGUCCCUCUUAAUUGGGUGCUGCGCUGCAGUGCUGCUCGUGAGUCUUACGAAGCGCCGGGCUUUGUGUCUUCUAUAGGAAGUUUUUUGUAUCCUCUGCAGAUGGCAGCAGAUAUCUUGCUGCAUGCAGCAGAUUAUGUCUUAGUAGGCUCUGAUCAGCAGCAGCAUAUAGAGUUUACUAGGGGGGUAGCUCGUCGGGUGUAUACGCAGCUGCAUGCAGACAGCAGCAGUAUAUCCCCUGGUACUGAUGGGGUACCAGGGGGGCCCCCUAAUGCACCAUCGGUACCCUGGGGGCCCCCAGCUGAACCAUCGGUAGUACCCGGGAAGGGGCCUAGUGGAACUGCCUCACCCUGGGGGCCCUCUGCUGAACCAUCGGUACCCUCAGGGGCCCCUGCUGAACCGUCGGUACCCUGGGGGCCCCCUAAUAUGAAGGAUAUGGGGCCCCGGUGCCUCCAAGCUUCUCCUCUUGCUGCUAAGAUUUGCUGCUUACGUCAGCCGCAUGCAAAGAUGAGCAAAUCUGCUGCUGCUGCUGCUGGCCGUCUGCAGCUAACAGAUACACCGCAAACAAUUGCAGCAAAAGUAGCAAAAGCUGUUACGGAUAACCUGCCAGGUGCAUGCACGUACCCCGACCUGCUGCUGCUGCUGCUGCUGCUGCUGCUGCAGCAACAGCUACGCGAAAUGCGAAGACGACAGCUGAUGCAGCACAUGGAGCAACAGCUACAAUUGCUUGAGCACAAACAGCAACAGCAGCAGCAACAGCAGUAG